AUGAGGAAGGUCUUGAAGUUGGCCCCUCUGGGUUUACUCCUGGGGGGGCCACCCUGCGGCUCAUGGGUGUUCAUUAAUAGAGCGACCAGUCUACGAAGUAUCCACCGAUAUUUUGGCGACUGUCGAAAAGAUUAUGUGCGCUGUGCCAACACGAUCACAACAAGGUGGGUCAUGCUAGGCCUGCUAGCGGCAGCACGGGCUGUGAUGUGGUUGACUGAGCAACCACGGUCCAGCCUAAUGGAAGGUUGUCCAUACUUUCGUUAUGCUGCAUUGGCUUUGCGGCCUAUUUGCUGGGACUCUGUGUCAUUUCCCAUGGGUGCCUACGGGCACGACAGCCAAAAACCUUCGCUUCUCUUUGGAUCUGGGCCAUGGCUUCAGAACUUGAAGAAGAAAUUGUCAAACGCAGACAAGCAACGGAUCGAGAAAGUGAAGAAGGACCCGAAGCGAGCCAUGGUCAUUAAGCAAGGUGGUCCGGGUAUGAGCAAGUCGGCGGCCUAUCCUAGAAAAUUUGCCAAGAAGAUCUUCCAAGAACAUUCUGCUUUCAGACGUGACAAUGCUGAUGCACUUGCCCUGCCGUCCGGGCCAGCUGUUGUGGAACCCCAGAUCCAAAUCAAGGCUGUCAGAAAAGCAAGUGUUGCGACAACAGUGGCAGCCACAGAUGAAGCUGCCAGGACCAAUGCUUUGGAAGGUUUAGCUAUGUCAAAGCUUAGCCCUGUGACACCACCACACCUGAUUCGGAGAAACAACACACCAACAAUCUUGCACGGAUCAGUGGGUGAUCAGGCGAUUUUACAGCCAGCAACUGGCAACAGCACCGGCAGCAAGAGCAAAGCUUCACGCCCACGACACCUCAAAAGAAAUCAGCGUGCUAAGAAGAAUCGCCUCUCAGCAGCAAAGUCAAAAGCAGCUAGACCAGACACGACAGAUGCAGCAACUGCGCCCGUCCCUGUUUCCCAUGCUGUCCCUGAAGUACCUGAUGCCAGUGGCAGUGAUGCAGCCAAUGAAAUCCAGCCACCUCCUGAAACCACCGCAGCCCCUCAGCAGAGUGGACCCCGUGACGGUUCCCCCGCUUCUGUCCGGACCCAUGCAUACACGGCAACUGCAGAUGGCAUGCCUGUUCCUGCUAGUGUUGGUCAGAACAAAGCUUCCCUGCCCCCCAUGCUCCUUGUCAAGAAGGAACCCAAGGAACCAGUCACACUGCCUGGCCUCAAGACCACAACUCCCACCAGUCAAAGGCGAGCCACCCACGUUGCACAUGCAAAAAAUGAAAACAUGCAGCGUGCCAACACACAGGAUCUUGCGCAGCCUGCAGGGACCCCAUCAGCGACACCUGCAAAUGCAAAUGCACCGCCCCCGAAGUGUUCAGCGCCACCUCCACGCCCAACAACCUGGCAGCCCCACCACAAAAUUGUGUAUACUGAUGAUGCUGAGAACAACAUCAAUCACCCAUCAGAAUACCCCCAAGACUUUUUGGAUACCCUGGCUGAUGCAGAAGACCAAUCCCAGAACAACACCAAUGGCACUGUUAGCACCGGUGGUGGCCCGCCAGAUGAGCCAGGUGACAGACGGAAAAAGGUGAAAACAGCACACCAGAAAGCAAUGCACGCCAGAUACAUGCGCUUCAGCCGAAGUCUCAAGAGUGCCAAGACCCCAGUGGAAAUCCGACGGGCUGGCAAGUCCGCAGCUUACUGUCACGAGAAGCUGCAAAUACUUCUCGAAGCAUGGGAAGCAUCGAAAGGAGAAUGGUCAAGCUCACAGCUCUACAAGACCAUCACGCAGCGGAAGACAACCACUUGCCAUGGUGCCAGGGUGUGGUUAACCCGUACACAAAUAGCCUCAAAGUACCAAGACCAAAGUAUCGCAGACUGCAUAUGUGAUGCAAAGCUGGCGGACAAAGAGUUGGCCGCCAGCCAGACCAAAUGGCACCCAGACGGGGUGGGCAUUGAGGCGCUUCGCCUCUUUUUGGUUUGGGAUUCCGAAGGGAUCAGCGAAAAGGAAGACUCAAUAAUCGAAGAUUUAUUCUCAGCAGCAGACAAAGAUGAGAGUGACUCUGAGUGCAGCCGCACCAAGCGCAAGAAGAGCAGCAAAUCCAAAAAGAGCAAGAAGAGCAAGAAGCCCAGCAGUGAAAGCAGCCCCUCAAGUGAUGAAGGAAGCGAUGAUGAAAGCAACGAUUCCGGUGCGUCGGGUGAGGACAAGAAAAAGAAAAAGAAGAAGGGUGGCAAGGCAAAGAAGUCAAAGGGCAAGGGAAAGAAGGAGAAGAAAGAGACUGAUGAGCAGAAGCAGAAGCGUCUCAGGAAAGAAAAGGAGAAAGCCGACAAGGAAGAAAAGACUCGAAAGGACAAAGCAGAGAAUGAGCUCAUUGCCAAAGCGAAAAAGGCUGGUCAUUUUCUGUGUUGCAGGCCUGCCCCCCAAGAUGGGUUAUGCACGUGUGUGCGCAUGUGUGUGCUAUGUUGUUUCAUUGUAGCUACUUGGGUCACCAUAUUAACAUCAUGCUACAGGGUUGGAAGCAUAUGUCUACAAGACCUGGUGAAAUCUUGUCCAGAGCCCGGCUGCCAUAGACAUACAAUGGGAGGUGAUCGUGUCUUGUUUGGAACCCCUUGGGAUUUGGCCAGGUCACAGAAAACCUUCAACAAUACCCAUCUUCUGUGGUACAGUACAGAUCUUCAAAAAGACGAUUGUGAAUCCAUGUUUUUCAACUCUAUCAUAUCUUGA
Cladocopium goreaui is the source of this 2712-nucleotide messenger RNA. The record is from the annotation of a GenBank genome assembly. NCBI's taxonomy places the organism in Eukaryota, Dinophyceae, Suessiales, Symbiodiniaceae.